Molecule: messenger RNA, 621 nt
Organism: Microcebus murinus (gray mouse lemur)
Lineage: Eukaryota; Metazoa; Chordata; Mammalia; Primates; Cheirogaleidae
Gene: SNRPG
Product: small nuclear ribonucleoprotein polypeptide G
Biological process (GO): mRNA splicing, via spliceosome; spliceosomal snRNP assembly
Cellular component (GO): U1 snRNP; U2-type prespliceosome; U12-type spliceosomal complex
Molecular function (GO): RNA binding
Source: RefSeq, a predicted model, not a curated record
ACAAGCAAUUGGCUGAGGGAUGAGUGACGUCGGACGCGAGACGCCGGGCCUACAGCGGGAGCGUGAGGGAGGCUGCAAAUUCCGUUUCUAGUCGUCUCUGGCUCCGCGGAGUAGAUACCAUGAGCAAAGCUCACCCUCCCGAGUUGAAAAAAUUUAUGGACAAGAAGUUAUCAUUGAAAUUAAAUGGUGGCAGACAUGUCCAAGGAAUAUUACGGGGAUUUGAUCCCUUUAUGAAUCUUGUGAUAGAUGAAUGUGUGGAGAUGGCAACUAGUGGGCAACAGAACAAUAUUGGAAUGGUGGUAAUACGAGGAAAUAGUAUCAUCAUGUUAGAAGCCUUGGAACGAGUAUAAAUAAUGGCUGUUGAGCAGAGAAAUCCAUGUCCCCUCCCCAAAGGGCCUGUUUUACUAUGAUGUCAAAAUCAGGUCAUGUACAUUUUCAUAUUAAACUUUUGUUAAAUAAACUUUUGUAAUAAUCAAAAAUGCUCUCUCAGAUUUUCUGAAUAUAGAAUAUAUACUCUUAUUUUAACUUUUUCUAACAUGAAUUGUAGACACUAAUACUCUCAUGGUUGAAAUGUAUUUCAAAGGGUUUUAUGCAUUAAAAUGGAACAAUCUUAUUAAAUGU